AUGAGUAUGAAUGGGCCCUGCAGUCACCUGCAGCUGCAUGUCCAAUGCAGCAAGCUGCCGCGCAAGGACACGCUCUCAAAAUCAGACCCAUUUGUGGUCAUCUACACCUUUGAUGAACGCAACAACGCCUUUGUUGAGUACGGCCGCACAGAGACGCUCUCCAACAACCACAACCCAGACUUUGCGACGGGCUUUGAUCUCUCCUACUUCUUCGAAACCACACAGAAACUUCGCUUUGAUGUGUACGAUGAGGACACGAAAGGCGGCAGUUUGCAGGCGCAAGACUUCAUUGGGCGCAUCGACACAACCCUCGGCAGCAUUAUGGGCGAAUACCACGGCCGUCUCACUGCGCCGCUACUCAGCAAAUCGGGAAAGAAGACAAAGGGCGUCAUCACGGUGUUGGCUGAGGAGGCCGCGAAGAGCGCUGGUGUUGUCAAGUUUCGCAUGCGCGCCACAAAGGUCGACAAGAAGGACCUCUUUGGCAAAUCCGACCCGUAUGUUGUCAUCUCCAGGAAUCUCAGCGGCUCCUGGGCAACCGUCCACAAGACAGAGGUGGUGCGCAACACGCUGAACCCCCUGUGGGCGCCGUUCGAGGUUGAUCUCACGCGCCUGUGCAACGGAAACCCGGAGACAGCCCUCAAGUUUGAGGUGUUCGACUGGGACCGUGUUGGAUCUCACGACUUCAUCGGCAGCUUCGAGACCACGCUCGCCGCAAUUCAGGCAGACCCACACGCUGAGCACCCGCUCAUCAAUCUGACAAAGAAGGCGAAGAAGCGGAGCUACCGCAACUCUGGCGUCGUCGCCUUUGACGAGUGCACCACCGAACUCAGGCCCUCGUUCGUCGAUUAUCUCCUCGGCGGUCUCCAGCUUAGCUGUUCCUUCGCCGUCGACUUCACCGCUUCAAAUGGCCGGCAGGACAUGCCGUCGUCACUGCACUUCAACUCGCCCGCACAGCGGAGUGCAUAUGCAACCGCAAUCGAGGCUGUCGGUAACAUCAUCCAGGACUACGACAGCGACAAGCUGUUCCCUGCGUUUGGGUUUGGCUGCCGCCUCCCUGGGCAAAACGUGACAUUCCAGCUGCCGCUCAACGGCCACUACGAGAACCCCAUGUGCAACGGUGUGCAGGGCGUGCUUGGCGCGUACUACUCCACCCUCCAGCGCGUGGAGCUCUGGGGACCAACAAACUUUGCCCCCAUCAUCAACAUCACGGCAGACAUCGCUGGCCGGCACCACGCUGCGUUUAUGGGCGGGCGCGCCGCCCCGACCUACUUUAUCCUCAUCAUCAUCACAGACGGCGUCAUCUCAGAUAUGGCAGACACCAUGGAUGCCGUCGUCAAGGCAUCGCAUCUGCCGAUGUCGAUUGUGAUCAUCGGGGUUGGCGACGCGGACUUCAGCGCCAUGCACGCGCUUGACAGCGACGACGCGCUGCUCGAGUCAAAGGGCGUCAGGGCCGAGCGCGAUAUUGUCCAGUUUGUCCCAAUCAACCAAUUCAUGUCGGGCCGCGCGGUGUCUGGUGCGGCGUUGGCGCGCGCCGUCCUGGCGGAGAUACCCGGCCAAGUCUUGCAGUACUGCCGCAAACACAACCUCCCUGCAGGCCCACGGCUGCCGCCCGCACAACCGGCAAUGGCGAUGGGGUCAGCUCCGGCGCAACUGCAGGGCCAGGCCUCGGCGCCCCCGCCAUACUCCGUCUAG
Messenger RNA from Salpingoeca rosetta, 1692 nucleotides. RefSeq lists its product as uncharacterized. Gene Ontology annotation, molecular function: calcium-dependent phospholipid binding. The record is from RefSeq and is a predicted model, not a curated record. Lineage: Eukaryota; Choanoflagellata; Craspedida; Salpingoecidae. The coding region runs from base 1 to 1692 and encodes 563 amino acids. Gene Ontology annotation, cellular component: plasma membrane. Gene Ontology annotation, biological process: cellular response to calcium ion. The transcript has 14 exons.